GGAACGACCACCGUUCGCUGUUCUAGUGUCCACGAUGAGCAGUGAAAACGAACCUCUAAUUCCAAGCGCCGAACAUGAGACGGUGCACCAGAAAUCUCGUACACUUCGCAACCGCGCACUCGUCUGGUCUGCGCUGGUUGUUAUAAUCAUCGUUGUUGCAGUCGUCGCACUGGUUAACCCAAGCUUUGUAAGCGAUAUUGGUCUGCCGGAAAAGCUGCCCCGGGAUCCUAAGCUUGCAGCACAGCAUCUUCCUAUAGUUGCUCGCUUCGGCUGGCGCAACAAUGUUACCGAUAUUCAUCUUGACAGUCAAAUGCCUAUGCAUGUGGAUAUUCCACGUCUGAGGGAAGGGAAAGUCGGAGGAUUCUUUUGGUCUGUAUAUAUGAGGGCCCCCGAUUUCUUGAAGGCUUCCUGGCGCGUCCGAGACACCCUCGAGCAAAUUGACGUCGCAAAGGGUCUGAUAUCGAAGAUUUUUGCAUACGCUGUCAGUGCAAGUGGUAUCAAAUCAGCGAUAAGAGACCACAAAAUCGCGAGCAUUCUAGGUGUUGAGGGGUCAUCUCAGUGCCCCAUCAACCUCGGGAAUUCCAUUGCCGUCCUCCGCCAGUACUACGAACUUGGGGUUCGCUACGUAACUCUGACCCACAGCUGUCACAACGCUUUCGCCGACUCCUGCGGUAUGUUGAUACCGAGUGUCCCCAGGCACUACGGCCUCAGCCCUCUUGGCUUCAAACUCGUGGAGGAGAUGAACAGACUUGGAAUGCUUCCCCUACUGCAUUCCAAGGCACCAGUCAUCUGGUCCCAUUCAUCUGCGAGGGCCAUUCACGAUGUUGCUCGCAAUGUGCCUGAUGAAGUGCUUAGUCUCGUCGGCUUUGGCGACGGGCAAAGGGAUGCCGUCAACUUCAAUGGCCCAUUUGUCGCUGCCGACGGCGAGGCAGAUCUUGAAACCGUCGCUGAUCACAUGGCAUAUUGCAAAAGUUGCUGGAGUGAAAACACGUCGGGAUCGGGGAGCGACUAUGAUGGGAUUCAAAUACUCCAAAAGACUCGAGGAUGCUUUCUAAAUAUCCUGCUCUUCAAGCAAGAACUAGCUGGGCUCACUGGGGGCAAUUUCCUUCGGGUGGCCAAAGAAUUGCAGGCUGCAGGAACCUUGGCUAAAUAUGACAUUUACGAUAAGAGAGAAGACCUGCCCAUUCGCAGGGAGCUUUGAUAUGUUCAGGGAGGUGCGGCGGUACGUCUAUUUGCAUGACUAUCUAGAUCCGUUUCAGUUGCGAAUGUAAUUUGCUAGUUUAUUUCUGUGUUAGGAUGAAAUAUCAUUUGAAGAA
This is a messenger RNA of Suillus subalutaceus, 1316 nucleotides long. RefSeq lists its product as uncharacterized. Gene Ontology annotation, biological process: proteolysis. Gene Ontology annotation, molecular function: metallodipeptidase activity. The transcript has 12 exons. The record is from RefSeq and is a predicted model, not a curated record. Bases 35 to 1201 code for a protein of 388 amino acids. Lineage: Eukaryota; Fungi; Basidiomycota; Agaricomycetes; Boletales; Suillaceae.